This is a messenger RNA of Strongylocentrotus purpuratus (purple sea urchin), 3193 nucleotides long. It is a transcript of the gene naa35, whose product is annotated as N-alpha-acetyltransferase 35, NatC auxiliary subunit. The coding region runs from base 207 to 2441 and encodes 744 amino acids. Lineage: Eukaryota; Metazoa; Echinodermata; Echinoidea; Camarodonta; Strongylocentrotidae. The record is from RefSeq and is a predicted model, not a curated record. Gene Ontology annotation, cellular component: NatC complex. The transcript has 15 exons. Gene Ontology annotation, biological process: N-terminal peptidyl-methionine acetylation.
CGAUAUUUAGUGGAGUAGGAGGUAAAAAAUAGUUGGGGUAGCUCUAUCAAAUUAAUAUUUUUCAAUCCAAAUAAACACACAUAUGACGUGGUAGAACGAUAACAGGUAUAAACGUAUUAAUUACCACGUUAUUCCGAUCCAUAUAUCGCCAUCUCUCAAUGUGAUAUUGGAAUUAUUAUACACUGAAAUUCGAACCGAGCGAUCGUAUGGAGAGUCUCUGUCGAGCUGCCGAGAUGGAAGCGAGUCGAGAAGGCAUCCUGCCAUCAGACCCGUUUGAUGAUCAUGAUGGCUGCAGUGCAUUUUCACAUCAUCUGCCAAGUAGGAAUAUUCCCAGGAACUGGAAAAACAUCACAGAAGAGUUUAAUGAAUCUGCCUCGCACCUUAAGCUUGGAGAGCUUCUACAUGACUCCAUUUUUGGUUUGUUUGAGGCCAUGUCUGCCAUUGAGAUGAUGGAUCCUAAGAUGGAUGCAGGUAUGAUGUGUAACCAGUCUGGUCAUAAGGUACUCAAUCUGCAGCAGAGUAUCGAGGCGGGGAGAUUGAAGACAUCAGAUUUGACCAACCAUGAACUCAUUGGCAUCAUGGAUACAACAUUCGCAUGCUUGGCAACUUGGUUGGAGGGUCAUUCGUUAGCUCAGACGGUCUUUACCAACCUGUACGCUCAUAAUCCAGACCUGAUUGAUGACCGCUGUCUCAGAGCAUUCUCCCUGGUCAUCCUCAAGAUGGUGGACACCAUCAAGGACAAGGUCAUGAGGGCAGGAGUCUAUGAAGAGGAGGAUUUCCAGUCGAUGACCUAUGGUUUCAAGCUAGCCCACAACGUCACUGAGUUAAGAGUUGUUGGUAUGCUGAAAGAAAUAGAAGAGGACUAUAACAGAAGAGUCAGAAACACAAGAGCAAGGCAGGGAGAAGACAGAGAUACCGCUACAGAACUUGAGCAUGAGCAGUGUAUAGCAGUAGUAUCAAGGAUCAAGUUCUGCAGGAUGUUUUAUUCAGCUCUGCUUGCAUUCACAAAGAAAGAGAUCAAGCAGUCAGUAGAGGAAGCCAAGAAAUUACUACUCCUUGCGUUAGACCUGCUCCCAGCCAUACAGAAGACAGUAGAGUUAGGUGAUCCACAAGUCAUAUCAGACGAUGAGACAUCACCAGCCAUGCCAGACUACCCAAAUGUGAUGGGCUUUGAGCCGUUAGUAAAUCAACGUUUGCUGCCCCCUACCUUCCCAAGGUAUGCCAAGAUAAUCAGUAGGAGAGAUGCUAUCUCAUAUCUAGAGGGUCUGAUGGCCAGACUAAGAACAGUGUGUGAGGUCACCAGCUUGACACCCUUUCACCCUAUAGUGGAUUUCUUUGCCGAGUUCAGCAAGCAGUGCCCCUGUGUGCUCUCUAGAUCGGUCCUACAGCAGAUCUUCCUGCCGUAUAACAACAAGAAAGUGUUUGGUGUGGAGCUCGUCCAGGAAUGUUUGAGGGACACGUUAAGGGGGUUUGUUUGCCCCCCUGUUCUAGCUCAAAGGUCACCCAUCUAUAACAAUGCCCAGGCCAAGGAGAUGGCUGACUCUAUGCUGAUGCACUCAAUCAGGCCGAUGUGCUCCUUGAUGCAGAUCCAUGGUCACAACCGAGCCAGACAGAGGGAUAAGUUUGGGCAGCUCCUGGAGGAGUUGGCCGGUCUCCAGGACCAAGCUGAAAAGGUGGAUGCUAACCUCCAUACAAUCAUGUCCAAAGCAGAGGUCAAGAAGACGUACGAAGCAUCGUUCAGCUGCUGGGUUAUGUAUCAUACUCUACGCACCAUGAUACAGUAUGUCCAGUCGGGCUUUGAGCUGGAGCUCUAUGGCAUUCACGAAUACCAUUAUAUAUUCUGGUACCUAUCUGACUUCCUCUAUGCAUGGUUCAUCUCUACAUUGAGUCAAGCAGACAGCAUGCUAGGUGACCAUGAAACACAGUAUGCUGAACCUCAGGGCAAAGGUCGCAGUAACAAGAAGAAGGCCAAGAGGAAGAGGCCGCGACCUCUGGAGCGAGAGCUCGCCCUCUGUAAGGCGCAGCAGGCACUCUGUUCAGGCUUCUACAAGGCGGUGAUGGGUUUCAGACUCGACACCAAGAUCAAGCAGCCCAACUCUGAGUUUGACAACGAGAAGGUACGCUUUGAGCAUCGUUUCAGCGCCUUUUCCACCGUCCCGACCCCGCCCCUGGUGCAAUACGAUCAGUUCUGUGAGAUCACUACCCCUAAGAUGAGCCCUGUCGCUCUCUAUGGGACGUCGUCUGAACUCUUCUCUCAUGCUGCCGAACUCCUUGACAAAGUCCCAAAUCCCAAUCCUGAGAUCCAAAGCCUGAUCAGAGUGGCCAAGACAAACAACGUGGUGCUGAGGUUGCUCGUUGGGGGACACAAGAGAGACUCCCAAGCGCCACCGCAGUUUGAGUUUACUACUCAUAGGACUUUCCCCAUCAUUAAGCUGGUUUGAAUGAGUGCUAGAGAGACUCUCAAGCGCCACUGCAGUUUGAGUUUACCACUCAUAGGACUUUCCCCAUCAUUAAGCUGGUUUGAAUGAGUGCUAGAGAGACUCUCAAGCGCCACCGCAGUUUGAGUUUACCACUCAUAGGACUUUCCCCAUCCUUAAGCUGGUUUGAAUGAGUGCUAGAGAGACUCUCAAGCGCCACCGCAGUUUGAGUUUACCACUCAUAGGACUUUCCCCAUCAUUAAGCUGGUUUGAGAGCGAGUGCUAGACAGACCCACAUGCACUUCACUCAGCAGACUUUCCUCAUCAUUGAGCUUUUAUGAAAGUGAGCGCAAGAGAGACUCCAAAGCACCACCGCAGUUUGAAUUUACCACCCAUAGGACUUUUCCCAUCAUUAAGCUGGUUUGAAUGUGAGUGCUAGACAUACCCACAUGACGACACAAGUAUAUACGGCAUCUGCAAGAAUCUUUGGUAUUGAAGGAGGCAGAUUAUCUUUAAGAAGACACUCAGCAGACUUUCCUCAUCACUGAGCUUUUAUGAAUAUGAGCGCCAGAGGGACUGUUCAGAUUUCUUCAUCAUAAGUGAGCGCAAGACAGAUAUUUUCUGACUCACAUGCACUACCAUCACCGGAUUUUCCCCAUCAUUGAGGUUGUUUGAAAGUGAGUGCAAGCGGUUCUCACAAGUGCCAUUGGAGAUCAGUAUUACCAUUCUCAGAACUUUCACUGUAGUAAAAGCUUGAAUGAAAAUGUACACAAGAA